UGCGCGCGCGAGCGGAGCGCGUGGCGGCCGGCGGCGCGGGUGGGGCGGGCUCCGCGCCACUCCCCACCCCCUACCUCCCGUCCCCUUCCCUCCCCCUCCUCUAGGGCCGGGCCCGGGCUGCGGCGGGAGCGCGGCGCCGCGGGCAGCCGCUCUGCGGAAGGCUGCUGGCGCGGGGAGGCCGGCGGGCCGGCGGCCGCGGACAUGUGCAGGAUGUCCUUCAAGAAGGAAACUCCGCUUGCCAACGCUGCAUUCUGGGCAGCACGGAGAGGAAACUUGGCCCUGCUGAAGCUGCUGCUGAACAGUGGACGGGUGGACGUGGACUGCAGAGACAGUCAUGGCACCACGCUCCUCAUGGUCGCCUCCUACGCUGGCCACAUAGACUGUGUGCGGGAGCUGGUUUUGCAGGGAGCCGACAUCAACCUGCAGCGAGAGUCAGGUACCACCGCCCUGUUCUUUGCUGCCCAGCAAGGCCAUAAUGACGUUGUGAGAUUUCUCUUUGGAUUUGGAGCAUCCACUGAAUGUAGGACCAAGGAUGGGGGCACUGCCCUGCUGGCUGCCAGUCAGUACGGGCACAGGCAGGUGGUGGAGACCUUGCUGAAGCAUGGAGCCAACAUCCAUGACCAACUUUACGAUGGAGCCACUGCCCUUUUUCUAGCUGCCCAAGGAGGUUACUUGGAUGUCAUCCGGUUAUUGUUGUCGUCAGGAGCAAAAGUCAACCAGCCAAGGCAGGAUGGAACUGCUCCCCUGUGGAUCGCGUCGCAGAUGGGCCACAGCGAAGUGGUGCGUGUGAUGCUGUUGCGUGGAGCAGAGCGCGAUGCUGCACGCAACGACGGUACUACAGCGUUGCUGAAGGCCGCCAACAAGGGGUAUAAUGAUGUGAUCGAAGAGCUGCUUAAAUUCUCACCCACUCUCGGUCUUCUGAAGGCCAAUGAACUUCCAGCAGAACUAACCAAAAAUGAGCGUAUAUUGCGUCUCCUCCAAAGUAAAGAAGGUCAGAGGAAGAGCUAACUUAGUUCCCUAUCUGACAGAAAGACAGAAGAAACCUUAUCCACACUGUCAAGAAAGAAACAGCUUUUCAAACAGGGUCAGAAAUUCUUUUAAGAACAAAUAUGUCUAGAAAGGCCACCCUGUGGGUCCCAGUGGUUUGUGCCCCAAGCGAAGAAGAACUUGGGCCCCUCCCUACCUGGCAGUGGGCUCCUCAUACUGCCCUGGAACUCAGCUGAGGCCUGGCGCACUGACGGGUCCCGCAGAAGCUCCUUGGCAACCGUGCUGACUUGGGUCUCCGGGUUAUGCUUGACGAGGUUUCCAUUUCUAAGCAAGGAGACCGAAAGCUUUGUUACUUUGAGAGAUGGGAAGACUGACCUCCAACCAAUGGAUGCGUUUUCACUUACUUGUUAAAUGUAGGUGUGUGAAAGUAGAGACCCAUCAUGUGUUACGUCUAUAUGUAUGUCGUCCCAGUGUAAAAUGUUUUCUUGCGCAUAAGAUCACAACCAUGGUUACUGGGAAUCAAUAAGUUUCAACCCUGCAUUAUUGGAAAACAACUCGUGACAUUCCACCACAUGCUAUUCAAAAAUGGACUAGUGCACAAUAGGAAAGGCAAAUUCUCUGUUUGCUAAUCAACUCUUACGGCAUUCCUGACAUGUAAAAAUCACUUGCACUUGGUGUUGUAGGUGUGCUCACACACCAGUGGCAAUCUGGGAAAUCCAGAAAAUUACAAGCCAUGGGAUAUCCAGCUUGUCUCUUUGAGCAUUUCCUUUGCUCCUCUUCCAGGGAAUCUGUUUCCCACGCCAUGAGUAAGUGGGGCUAAUUUCCUGUGUAGUCUUGAACUUCCAACACCGCUUUGCUAUAUACAGUGGCUUUGAAGUUCUCAGAUGAAAUGUGCUAUACACCAGUCUGAUGCUCUGCGAUGACUAUCGCAGGAGUGUAAGUACUAGAAGAUGCCUGUUAGGAUUUAAUAAGCACUCAUCUAUGCAUGUCCUUGGGUUGCUUGGUUCCAAGAAGGAAUUCUGAAUUUUACUUCAUUAUUUUCAAGGGGCUAAACAUUAUACUCAGUGCACUUUAUGAUCAAUGGUGUCUAACUGCCUCUGCCAGUGCCUAACUGCACUCACAAAAACUAAACUUUGUCCAAUAAUCUACCACAAUAAGCACCGAUACUGUUUCUGUUAUCUGAAUUUUGUUAGUUUUCCUACUCAUGUUCUGCACUGGUUUCCAGCCAGUGUUCUGUGGAAAGAUGUGUUGAAAUGAAAGGAAAUGCUGUUAUCCCAAAAUAAGAUUUAUUUGAGCACCUGUGGUACUGAACACAUCGUCUUUAAAGCAGUGAAUGUUAGGGUGUGAUUUUUGAAAUUGGAAAAUAUUUCCUUAAAUUUGUUUAUGACUAAUGCAAUUUAAAAAAUCAAUAUAUUUUGGUCAGUGUCACAAGCAAAGCUAGUCAUGAACACCUUACAACCCUCAGAGAAGCAGCCUGACCAGCUAUGCAGAAAUCUUCACUCUAAUUUCCAAGUAAAAGAUUAGACAAGUCCGUUGCCAAAACACUAGAUAUAAAACAACUUGGUAGCUAGAAAGCAGUGCCAAUUUCCUUAUUGACAUUCUUUUAGUCAGUCAUACAAGUACACUUUUUCUCCUAUGGAAAUUGAAAAAAAAAAAAAAACAAGAAACUAUUCAUUUUGAGGAAGAAACUAGCCUUAAGUACUUUUCACUUUUCCCCUUAGGGUAAGCCUUUUGCCAAAAAGAGUUGGCUCCUCACUGACUGAAAACAAAACUGUGUCAGGGGUACUGACGAAUCAUGAACUAAAGGAUUUUACUAAGGCAUCUUGUCAUUGGCCUAGUCCUUGGAUUGCUUUAUGGGAAUGUUCUCGAACAGUGCUGGGGCCAUAAGAAUGAAUCCAGGAGCUUUAACAGCAUUUAAUGGAGGCCUCUUUACGGUAGGUAAGUGGUAUAUUGCUUAGAAGGACCAUGUUUGAUCUGUUCAGAUAAUAUUAUCUGUAGUAGGGAAGAUGAUUAAUCAACUACCAAAGACUGAAUGAAAGGCCUGUGUUUUGGUUUCUUUGUGUGAGGGUCUCGCUGUGUAGGGAAGGCUGGCCUCAGACUCGCAGCAGUCUUCCUGCCUCAGG
Messenger RNA from Octodon degus (degu), 3110 nucleotides. It is a transcript of the gene Ankrd29, whose product is annotated as ankyrin repeat domain 29. Gene Ontology annotation, cellular component: membrane; synapse; axon initial segment. NCBI's taxonomy places the organism in Eukaryota, Metazoa, Chordata, Mammalia, Rodentia, Octodontidae. Gene Ontology annotation, molecular function: transmembrane transporter binding. The transcript has 9 exons. The record is from RefSeq and is a predicted model, not a curated record. Bases 202 to 1008 code for a protein of 268 amino acids. Gene Ontology annotation, biological process: neuronal action potential; negative regulation of delayed rectifier potassium channel activity.